Messenger RNA from Glycine soja, 1253 nucleotides. RefSeq names its product U11/U12 small nuclear ribonucleoprotein 31 kDa protein. NCBI's taxonomy places the organism in Eukaryota, Viridiplantae, Streptophyta, Magnoliopsida, Fabales, Fabaceae. Bases 107 to 922 code for a protein of 271 amino acids. The transcript has a single exon. Gene Ontology annotation, molecular function: RNA binding; zinc ion binding. Gene Ontology annotation, biological process: mRNA splicing, via spliceosome. Gene Ontology annotation, cellular component: U12-type spliceosomal complex. The record is from RefSeq and is a predicted model, not a curated record.
GAAUGAAAUGAAAGUUGAAAGGGAGAUGACAAUCAACAAGAAGGAGUGAGGAGCGGAAGAAGAGCAUCCCUGACUCAGUCGAAAGACAAAGGAGCGUUCAUUCAUCAUGUCGAAAAGCAAAGCGAAAAAGAAAAAUAGUGAUAGCGAUGAAGACGACGACGUUUUCUACUACCGCUAUAGCAGCGUCAACCCUACCCAAACUCAAACUCAAACCCAAACCCUACAACACAAUCCAAAUCCCAAAUCCAACAACAACAAGGGAUCUUCGUCUUCUUCCUUGGCUCCGUCGAAAUCAACGUUGUACGUUUCGAACAUCGACUACUCCCUCACGAACUCCGACCUCCACACGCUCUUCUCCACCUUCGGCCGCGUCGCGCGCGUCACCGUCCUCAAGGACCGCCACACGCGCCUCAGCCGCGGCGUGGCCUUCGUCCAGUUCGUGUCGCGCCACGACGCGCACGAUGCGGCCGCGCAGAUGGACGGGAAGGUGCUCAACGGCCGCACCCUCGCCGCCUCCAUCGCCGCCGACAACGGCCGCGCCCCCGAGUUCAUCCGCAAGCGCGUCUACCGCGACACCGAUCGCUGCUUCGAGUGCGGAGAGCAAGGGCACCUCUCGUACGACUGCCCGCGUAAUCAGCUCGGCCCCCGCCAACGCCCCGAGCCUAAACGCCCCCGCCGUGGGCCCCACCCCCACCGCCAUCGCCAUAACGACAACGACGAUGUCGGAGGCGACGAUGACGAUUAUGACGGCGGGGCUGAGCGGUUUGAGGAUGAUAAUUGGGCUUCUGUUGUGGAUGACGGUGCUGGUGAGAGGCUCUUGGCGGGAAACCAACAUGAUGGUGACGGUGUUGUGGCUGGAAAGAGUAAGAAGAAAAAGAACAAGGGUGGGUACUUCAGUGACGAGAGUGAUGAUGAUGAAUAGACUCACUCUGAAGGGUAUUUAAUUUUGUUCUAGAACUAGAAGUUUGAAAUUUAAUGAAGAAUUUAGUAACUUCUAUACCCUUUGCCAAUGUAGAAAAUUUUACACUCAGAAAUCAUUGUUGGUAUGAAUUUCAAGUUGAUGGUUGAUGGUUGUUUCAGCUGCAAUUGAUGAAUCUGUUGUUGUUGCCUGUUGUUUUAUGUCGAUCAGAAUUGCAGGCUAUUUCAAUUGUUCUAAAAGUUUCAAAUUUAACAUAGAAUUUAACUUCUGUACACUGACAAUGUAAAAAUUUCUUGUAUUACUCUUAAAAAUUAUCGGUUAGUAUUACUUUCAA